AGCGAGAUGCCCAGGGGAAGGUGUUCCUGAGGACCACACUAAGUCAGUGUGUGAGGCCAGGCAUCCCCCAGUGCCUAGGGGUCCUGCGCGGGCAGAUGGGCAGCGUGACCUGGGCAUCAUGGGGUCUGCCCACUCUGGCACAGGCAGCAGCACGGGGAAGGCGAGGACGAAGUGUUUAUGGGCCGGAUUAGGCCACUCCAACGCCGGCUCGCAGCCUCUCGGUGUUUUACGACGCUCCGUUAUGGGCUCCUAAUGAGGGUCACAGCCGCUUUAUGGCACCGGCAGCGAUAACACUACAACUAAUUACAGCGCAAUUAGCGUGCGGGCUGCCGGGUACCCAGCAACGCUCCGCGCCCAGCCCGGGCCAGGGCAUCUGCCGGCGGGCACUGCUGCCGGGGCACCCUCGGCAUCCCGGGGCCGGGGUGCUCCCGCUCCCAGCAACUGGGGUGCCAUGGGAGGAAACGGGGGUGGCCUUGUCCCAUCGACCCAUCUGCUGCUCUCCACGCGUGGGGUCUGCCUGGGAGAUGGCACAAGGGAGCAGCCCCGGGUGUUUUUCAGUCACACGCGUUCCCACCCUCCCGGGGAUGGUGCAGCGGUGGGGCCCGAGGGCCGCCUCUCGCUGUUGGGGGGGGGUCGCGGUCGGUGCCGCCUCCCACUGUCCUCUCAGCCCGGCGGCGGGUCGGUUUGCAAAGGAGGCGGCGGAGUGGGGCCGGUCCCCGUCCCCCCCCGCGCCUCCCCAGCGCUCCGGGCGGGGCCACUGUAACUCGAGCGCGCCCCUACAAAGUGCCCGCGCCCCCGCGGCGGCGGCAGAGUGGGGCGGGAGCCAGCCCGGAGCGAGCCCCAGCCCUGCCUGCAGCCGGAGCCAGAGCCGUCCCCGGUCCUGCCGCCAUGGGGCUGCGGUGCGGGGCGCGGCGGCGCUGAGCCCGCUGCCCCCGGACUUUGCCCGGGCCCUCCCCGCGCAGCGCGGGCGGCUCCGCCGCGGGAGUCCGUCACCACCGGGUGGGACCCCCCUCGCCGCGGGGGCCUGGAAGAUGCGGCCCCUCUUACAGGUCGUGGCAGGGCUGCUGCUGGCGGCGGCUGCCCAGGGCAAGGCGAUGGAGCCAGAGCUAUUUGAGAGCCCAUUGCUGGAGUCAGAAGAAGAACAUCUCCUGCUGGACCCGGGCAAUGUGCUGAAGCUGUACUGUGAUGCCAACCAGAGCGGUGCCAGUGUGGUUUGGUACAAGGAGUCUCGGCCUCUUGUCUCGGGAGGUCGCAUCCAUCUCCGGCAGAGUCUGCUGGAGAUCUCGGAGGUCGCCUAUGAGGACUCAGGGCUCUACGUGUGCCGGGCGCGGGGGACUGGGGAGAUCCUGCGCAAUUUCACCAUCUCCGUUGUGGACUCCCUGGCAUCAGGUGAUGAUGAUGAAGAUAGUGAUGGCGACAGUCCCCACAGAGACCGAAAUGAGGAGCCCAUCUAUGUGCCCAGAGCUCCUUACUGGACUCACCCACACCGGAUGGACAAGAAGCUGUAUGCGGUCCCCGCGGGGAACACAGUGAAGUUCCGCUGCCCGGCCUCGGGCAGCCCCAGCCCCAGCAUACGCUGGUUCAAGAAUGGGCGCGAGUUCCGGGGGGAGCACCGCAUUGGGGGCAUCCGGCUCCGGCAUCAGCAUUGGAGCCUGGUGAUGGAGAGUGUGGUGCCCUCUGACCGCGGCAACUACACUUGCCUGGUGGAAAACAGGUUUGGCAGCAUCCGCUACAGCUACCUCCUGGAUGUGCUGGAGAGGUCCCCGCACAGGCCCAUCUUGCAGGCUGGGCUGCCUGCCAACACCACGGCCCUUGUGGGCAGUGAUGUGGAGUUCUUCUGCAAGGUCUACAGCGACGCCCAGCCCCACAUCCAGUGGCUGAAGCACAUUGAGGUGAACGGCAGCAACUACGGUCCUGAUGGGGUCCCCUACGUGCAAGUGCUCAAGACUGCAGACAUCAACAGCUCUGAAGUGGAGGUGCUGUACCUGCGCAAUGUCUCCGUGGAGGAUGCUGGCGAGUACACCUGCCUGGCAGGGAACUCCAUUGGCCUCUCCUACCAGUCUGCCUGGCUCACCGUCCUGCCAGAGGAGGAGCUGGUGCGGGAAGCUGAAGCCCCUGAGGCCAAGUACACGGACAUCAUCAUCUACACCUCAGGCUCUCUGGCCGUGGCCAUGGCCAUCAUCAUCAUGGUGCUCUGCCGGAUGCAGACUCAGUCGAGCAAGCAGCACCUGGAGCCCAUGGCGGUCCACAAGCUCUCCAAAUUCCCACUCAUCCGACAGUUCUCCCUGGACUCCAGCUCCUCCGGGAAGUCCAGCACAUCCCUGAUGCGCGUCACCCGUCUCUCCUCCAGCUGUGCCCCAAUGCUGGCUGGUGUCAUGGAGCUGGACCUGCCCCUUGAUGUCAAGUGGGAGUUCCCCCGAGACAAGCUGGUGCUGGGGAAGCCCCUGGGGGAAGGUUGCUUUGGCCAGGUGGUGCGGGCAGAGGCUUACGGGAUCGACAGAGACCGGCCAGACAGAGCUGUCACCGUAGCUGUCAAAAUGCUGAAAGACAAUGCCACUGACAAGGACCUGGCUGACCUCAUAUCCGAGAUGGAGAUGAUGAAGCUCAUGGACAAACACAAGAACAUCAUCAACCUCCUGGGAGUCUGCACACAGGAUGGGCCGCUGUACGUGAUUGUGGAGUUUGCUGCGAAGGGCAACCUGCGUGAGUACCUCCGUGCCCGCCGCCCCCCGACACCCGACUACGCUUUCGACGUCACAGCAAUGCCUGAGGAGCAGCUCUCCUUCAAGGAUCUGGUCUCCUGCGUCUACCAGGUGGCCCGUGGCAUGGAGUACCUGGAGUCGAAGCGGUGCAUCCACCGUGACCUGGCCGCCCGCAAUGUGCUGGUGACAGCAGAGAGCGUGAUGAAAAUCGCUGACUUUGGAUUGGCCAGAGACGUCCAUGACAUCGACUACUACAAGAAAACCAGCAACGGUCGCCUGCCAGUGAAGUGGAUGGCACCAGAGGCCCUGUUCGACCGUGUCUACACCCACCAGAGCGAUGUGUGGUCCUUUGGGAUCCUGAUGUGGGAGAUCUUCACACUGGGGGGCUCCCCGUACCCCGGCAUUCCUGUGGAGGAGCUCUUCAAGCUGCUGAAGGAGGGGCACCGCAUGGACCGGCCAUCUAACUGCACCCAUGAGCUGUACAUGCUGAUGCGGGAGUGCUGGCAUGCCGUGCCCUCGCAGCGCCCCACCUUCAAGCAGCUUGUGGAGGGGCUGGACAAGAUACUGGCAGCCGUUUCGGAGGAGUACCUGGACCUCUCCAUGCCUUUUGAGCAGUACUCACCCUCCUGCGAGGACACUGCCAGCUCCUGCUCCUCCGACGACUCCGUCUUCACUCACGACCCUCUGCCGCUGGCUCCCCGCCUCUUCUCCUACCCCAGUGUGAGGACUUAAGGGUGGGCAGGGAAGGGUGAUGCCAAGGCUGCCUCUGCCCUUGCUGGGAGCAGGUCCAGGUUUCUGGCUCUGAAAGCUGCCAGGCUCCCCAGGAGGUUCCCUGCUUUGUUCGGGGUGAGCAGUGGGCAGGCAGGGCCCUGAGCUGCAAUGCUGGGGCAGGGUGUCCCUCUCUCCUGGCUCCAUUUGGGCACUGAGCCAUCAGUCCUGGCUGAGACCUGCCUCGCAUUGUUUGGCAGAGGGAGCUAGAUCCUGUCCAGGCAGGAACUGUGUGGGAUGCCCAUGACAUCGCCCAGGGAGAUGGGCUUUGGCCAGCGCUUUGGUGGAAGUGUCUCUGGGUGGGAGCCCCACUGCUGUCGGCCUCCUGCUGCAUCUGUACAUAGCCACAGAGAUGAAUAUUUAUGUACGUGAAAUAUCAA
Messenger RNA from Pipra filicauda (Wire-tailed manakin), 3850 nucleotides. It is a transcript of the gene FGFR4, whose product is annotated as fibroblast growth factor receptor 4. Gene Ontology annotation, biological process: cell surface receptor protein tyrosine kinase signaling pathway; regulation of bile acid biosynthetic process; protein phosphorylation. Gene Ontology annotation, molecular function: ATP binding; fibroblast growth factor receptor activity; fibroblast growth factor binding. Gene Ontology annotation, cellular component: signaling receptor complex. NCBI's taxonomy places the organism in Eukaryota, Metazoa, Chordata, Aves, Passeriformes, Pipridae. The transcript is spliced from 18 exons. The coding region runs from base 273 to 3434 and encodes 1053 amino acids. The record is from RefSeq and is a predicted model, not a curated record.